GAGCGCGCCCGGCGCUGCGCCUCCAUCCCUGCCCGCCGUGCCGCCGGCAUGUUCUCCAGGAAGAGCCACGCCGACGUCAGGAAAUCCACGCAGAAGGCGCUGGACCCCAAGCGGGACGUGCUGACCCGCCUGAAGCACCUCCGCGCUCUGCUGGAUAUUGUGGAUGGAAGUGACCUCAAGCAGUUUUUUGACAACAAUUAUUCUCAAAUUUAUUUUAUAUUCUAUGAAAACUUCAUAACACUGGAAAACAGCUUGAAACAAAAAGGGAAUAAAUCACAAAGGGAGGAGCUGGACUCCAUCCUCUUUCUUUUUGAAAAAAUAUUGCAGCUACUACCAGAGAGGAUUUUUUAUCGAUGGCAUUUUCACCAAAUUGGGUCGAUUCUGAAGAAGCUUUUGCACACUGGAAAUUCUCUCAAGCUCAGGUGUGAAGGAAUCCGCCUGUUCCUGCUGUGGCUGCAAGCCCUGCAGACCAACUGUGGCGAGGAGCAGAUCCUGAUGUUUGCCUGCCUGGUGCCCGGCUUUCCGCCGCUGCCGUCCUCGCGCGGGCCCUGCACGCUGGAGAGCCUGGUCAGCCCCCCGGCCGCGCCCGACGCCAAGAUAUUUCCAGAAGAAAUAACGCCGCUUUUGCCAGCUGUCUCUGGAGAGAAAAUUGCAGAAGACCAGACCUGCUAUUUUCUCCAGCUCCUGCUAAAAUACAUGGUAAUUCAGGCUGCCAGCUUGGAGUGGAAGAACAAGGAGAACCAAGACACUGGGUUUAAGUUUCUCUUUACUUUGUUCAGAAAAUACUAUCUUCCUCACUUGUUCCCAUCUUUUACAAAGCUAACCAACCUCUACAAACCUGUGCUGGACAUCCCUGAUAUCAGGCCGAGGCCAGUGUAUGUCACUGCAACACGGAACAAUGAGAGCGUCUACUGCACUAAAAUCCCCUACAUGGCAGCUCGAGUGGUUUUUAUCAAGUGGCUCGUUACCUUCUUCCUUGAAAAGAAGUAUUUAACUGCUGUUCAGAGCACAAAAAAUGGAGGAGAAAUGCUCCCUAAAAUUAUUCAGACAGUCGCCGUGGGCCAGGAGAAGAGCGUGGAGCUGGAGGCGGGCGCGGCGCCCGCGGGCGAGCAGGAGCGCGGGCACUCCAGCAGCAGCAGCCUGUCGGACAGGAGGCUCAGCAGCUGCAGCCUCUGCAGCGUGGAGGAGCAGCACCGCGGCGUCUACGAGAUGGUGCAGGGCAUCCUGCUCUCCACGCGCGGAUAUGUCAACUUCGUCAACGAGGUGUUCCGCCAGGCUUUUUUGUUGCCGCCUUCUGAUAUAUCCGCAACACGGAAGGUGGUGAAAGUGUACCAGAAGUGGAUACUGCAGGAGAAACCUGUGUUCAUGGAGGAGCCAGACAAGAAGGAGGACAGCCAGGAUGCUGUUGCUCCCUUGGAAGACUCCUCAGUGCAAACAGACGGUAAACAUCUCUCCUCAGAGCCCUGCGGGCACAAGCGCUCCUCCAGCUGGGGCAGGACCUACUCCUUCACCAGUGCCGUCAGCAGGGGCUGCGUGCUGGAGGAUGAGGACAGGGAUGUGAAGGCUGGUGCUCAGGCUGCACUGCAGGUAUUCCUGACAAACUCAGCGAACGUUUUCCUGCUGGAGCCAUGCACUGAGGUCCCUUUGCUGCUGAAGGAGCAGGUGGAUGCCUGCAAAGCUGUUCUCAGCAUCUUCAGGCGCAUGAUAAUGGAGCUGUCCAUGAACAGAAAGACAUGGGAACAGAUGCUGCUGAUACUCCUCAGAAUAACAGAAGCUGUGAUGCAGAAGCCAAAGGAGAACCAGACCAAGGACACGUUUGCUCAGAGCAUGGCGGGGCUGCUGUUCCGAACCCUCAUUGUGGCUUGGAUCAGAGCCAACCUGAGCGUUUACAUCUCCCGGGAGCUGUGGGAUGAGCUGCUCAGUGUCCUGUCCUCCCUGACGGACUGGGAGGAGCUCAUCAACGAGUGGGCCAACAUCAUGGACUCCCUGACGGCAGUGCUGGCCAGGACUGUGUAUGGUGUGGAGAUGACAAACCUGCCCCUGGACAAGCUCAGUGAACAGAAGGAAAAAAAGCAGAGAGGCAAAGGUGGUGUUUUAGAGCCUCAGAAGACAGCUGUAAUAGGAAGAUCUUUUUCCUUAAGCUGGAAAAGUCACCCCGAAGUUGUGGAGCCAAUGAGAUUCAGAAGUGCCACAACCUCUGGGGCCCCAGGAGUGGAGAAAGCAAGAAACAUUGUCCGUCAGAGAGCCACAGAAGUUGAAGAAUCUCAACAGCUGGAAAAUUCAGAAGGAACAGAAGCUGCAGGCCCCUUUGCAGACCAAGAGCAGCAGCUGACUCGAAGCAGCAGCACUUCAGAUAUUGCAGAUCAGAUUCCAUCUGAUUUUUUUCAAGGUAAAAAGGCUGGAAAUUCAACUUCAGACUCCAAAUCAGUUCAGGAAAAUAAGGGAUAUGUAAAGGAGCAUGAAGCUGAGCAAGUGCUAAUGCAGAGGAGCAGCAGUACAGCUGAGCUGGAUCUGAAAGCAGACUUGCAGCAAUCUCACGGCUAUUACAGAGAGAGAGAGAAAAGUGAGAGCGUGAGCAGUGACACGUCCCUGGGCUGUGGAGCUGACGUGGACAUCGCACUGGUGGCCUGGCAGGCGGCCGAGGAUGACCCCGAGGCCGGGCUGGCCACGGGAGCGGGCGGGGAUCCUGCAGCGCCACGCUGGCUCCAGCUCAGCCCCUCGCAGGAGCCCGCCAACCUCACAGACAGCAGUGAGUUCCUGGCUGAUGAUUGCAGUAUAAUUGCUGGUGGGAGCCUUAUUGGUUGGCAUCCUGAUUCUGCUGCUGUGCUGUGGAGGAGAAUCCUGGGAAUUCUUGGAGAUGUGAACAACAUACAGUCACCUAAAAUCCAUGCAAAAGUUUUUGGCUAUCUUUAUGAGCUCUGGUAUAAACUUGCAAAGAUCCGGGACAACCUCGCUAUCAGCGUUGACAAUCAGUCAACUCCCUCUCCUCCCGUCCUGAUCCCUCCUCUCAGGAUAUUUGCAUCAUGGCUGUUCAAGGCAGCCAUGCUGCCCAGCGAGUACAAGGAGGGGAAGCUGCAGGCGUUCCGGCUGCUCUGCGCCAUGAUGAGCCGGCGCCAGGACCUGCUGCCCAACUCGGACUUCCUGGUGCACUUCUACUUCGUCAUGCGCCUGGGGCUGACCAGCCAGGACCAGGACAUCCUGAACACUGUCAUAAAGCACUGCCUGCCGUGGUUCUUCUUCCUGGGGCUGCCUGGCUUCACAAUGCUGAUCGGGGACUUCCUCGGAGCGGCGGCACGCGUGCUGAGCGUGGACACGCCGGAGGCUCCCCGCUCCGAGGCUCACACCAUCCUUGGUGCCCUUGUGUGCUUUCCAAACACCUACAAAGGAAUCCCACAGUUGGGACCCAUCUCAGAAGCUGGCGAGAGCAUCACAGGAACUGCAGAUUUGAAGUAUUGCCUCAUAAAUAUUUUAUUGAAGAAUGCCGCAGAGGAGCCAAGUGAAGCUGCAAGAUGCAUAGCCAUCUGUGGCCUCGGCGUGUGGAUCUGUGAGGAGCUCACGCAGUGCACGAGCCACCCGCACGUGAAGAAAGCCAUCAAUGUCAUAGGUGUGACACUGAAGUUUUCCAACAAGCUGGUGGCUCAGGUAGCCUGUGACGUCCUUCAGCUGCUGGUGUCUUACUGGCAGAAGCUUCAGGAGUACGAAUCCUCUCUGUGCCGGAAAAUUACGGAAAUCCUGGUGGCCACCAUCGCGUUUCUCCUGCCCGGUGCUGAAUACUCCUCCAUGGAAGUGGAUAAGAAGUUCAUAGUUUCACUGCUGCUUUGCUUGCUGGACUGGUGCAUGGCACUGCCCAUGAAGAUGCUGCUGGAGCCCGUGUCUGCUGGUGCUGUGGAGGAUCAACAUGCUUCUAGAGCUCCUUUGCUGGAUUAUAUUUACAGAGUCCUGCACUGCUGCAUCAAUGGCUCCAGCACCUACACGCAGCAGAGCCACUAUGUGCUGAGCCUGGCUGACCUCUCCUCCUCUGACUACGACCCCUUCUUGCCCCUGGGGAACGUCAGGAGCUCCUCUGAGCCAGCCCAGUGCCCCUCAUCCACUGAUUUGGGCAACCUGCUCACCGUGGCUGAAGAGAAGAGGAGGAGGAAUCUGGAGCUGAUCCCUCUCACGGCUCGGAUGGUCAUGACUCACCUGGUGAACCACCUGAGCCACUACCCGCUCAGCGGGGGCCCCGCCAUCCUCCACAGCCUCCUGAGCGAGAACCACGACAAUUCCUACGUGGAGUCCUCCGAGCUGUGCUCGGAAGUGUUCCGCAGCCCCAACCUGCAGCUGUUCGUGUUCAACGACAGCACUCUCAUCUCCUACCUCCAGAUCCCCGCCGAGAAGAAGGUGGGCGCCGAGCCGGCGGCGGCGCCCUCGGACGUGCGGGUGAUCGUGCGGGAUAUCUCAGGGAAGUACUCCUGGGAUGGCCGGGUCCUGUACGGGCCCCUGGAGGGCUGCCUGCCGCAGCGCAGCACGGCCGCCGCCUUCGUCGUCUCCAGCGACCCCCAGCAGGAUGGCCUGUCCCAGAACGAUGUCUCCCAGGUGGAGGAGGGGGAGGACGCCCUGGACCAGCUGCUGGAGAGGAUCGGGAGCAGCAGCCCCGAGUGCCUCCCGCACCCGCAGCGCAAGCUGAACGAGCCGGCGCCGCCGCCCUGCGGGAUGAGCCCCGAGCAGGAGCGUGCCAUCACCGAGGCCCUGCUGCAGCAGAGCGCCCAGGAAAGGGAGUUCAUCCUCAAGCGCAGCUCGGACUGCAGCAUGAGCGUGGCCCGCCAGGAGCCACCGCCUCCUGCCCAGCCCCAAGCCUCCUUUUAUUUCUGUCGCCUGCUGCUGAACGACCUGGGGAUGAACUCCUGGGAUAGAAGAAAAAGCUUUCAUCUGCUGAAGAAAAAUUCAAAGUUGCUGCGAGAACUGAAAAAUCUGGAUUCCCGCCAGUGUCGUGAGACUCACAAGAUCGCCGUGUUCUACAUCGCUGAGGGACAGGAGGACAAGUGUUCCAUCCUGGCCAACGCCAGGGGCAGCCAGGCCUAUGAAGAUUUUGUUGCUGGGCUGGGCUGGGAGGUCGACCUGUCCACGCACGGCGGGUUCAUGGGCGGCCUGCAGCGCAACGGCAGCACGGGGCAGACCGCGCCCUACUACGCCACCUCCACCGUGGAGAUCAUCUUCCACGUGUCCACAAGGAUGCCCUCCGACUCAGACGACUCACUGACCAAAAAGCUCCGUCACUUGGGAAACGACGAGGUUCACAUCGUGUGGUCCGAGCACACCCGCAACUACCGCAGGGGCAUCAUCCCCACCGACUUCGGGGACGUCCUCAUCGUCAUCUACCCCAUGAAGAACCACAUGUUCUUCAUCGAGAUCAUGAAGAAACCCGAGGUGCCGUUUUUCGGUCCCCUCUUCGACGGUGCCAUCGUGACCGCGAAGCUGCUGCCGAGCCUGAUCUGUGCCACGUGCAUCAACGCCAGCAGAGCCGUCAAGUCCCUCAUCCCACUCUACCAGAGCUUCUACGAGGAGAGAGCUCUGUACCUCGAAGCCAUCAUCCAGAACCAUAAAGAAGUGAUGACGUUUGAGGAUUUUGCCGCUCAGGUCUUCUGUCCCUCUCCCAGCUACUCCCUCGGUGGAACUGAUUAGAGUGUUAAUGCUCUCGGUACAGUAACAGCCACAGGCUGCCUCACCACAAGUGCAAGCGCCGACCUCGCUGACACCACUGGCGUCGAGCUGGUGGAGCCGCCCUCGCCCUCGCGUGCCUCCAGGAGCAGGCUCUCCAGGAAGCUCUGCUAGCGCCCUCGGCAAGGUGUCCACCUGAACCCCGGAGAACGGAGCUGUGGCCGGGGCAGCCACGGCACCUGAGCACAGAUCAGAAAGGGCAGUCUGGGUGAAUACGUCUUGAGGGGUGAGGCGAGGGGUUUGCUCUGUGAAAUGGCCCUUCCCCAGUCUGGUCAGACAUGGCUGGGGAUCGGAUGUCACCUGUGUCACCAUCACCACGGCACUGGCACCAGGUGAGCAAGGGCCCCAAGCCCCUGGGUGCAGGUGCCGCAGCCAGAGGUGAACCAGCACUGAAACUAGUUAUUUAAUGUACCCUUAGAGCAUCGCUUUAGUCAUCCCAGGCAGCACCUACCUGUGCAUUAAGGAGUUUCUUCUAAAGAGAGGUCUUCCUGUGACUGGCCAGGUAGCAGAUGUUCCCUGCUGGAGCACAGGUGGAUGAGGGAGGAGCUCUCCAGUUGGUGCUGUCCCACUGCAGGAGUGCCGUGGCCUUUCUGUGGUGUGUGCACUGGCUGCUCACUGGAACUGCUCCCUAGAUAAAAUAAAGGGAAAACAAAACAAGAAUAAGCAAAUCCCUUUUAGAAGAACAAAAACCACACUCCUGCCAUGAUCCCUUCCCUGCACAGUGUGGGUAACCUCCUCACCUUGUCCCAGCAGGCUGACCUGUCUCUAGCCAGAGUACAACACAGCUGAAGGCUUCUGAGGACUUAGGAUGUCCUCCUGGCACCUGCUGUAGUGAGCAGAGCUCAUGUUGGCAGUAGCUGAUGUGUUUUGGUUUACACGUGUCGUAGGUUGAUGGGGUGAAAAUUUUUAUAGUUAAAUCCCAGGUAUUUUAAAGCAACAGAAAUCUGAGAUCCAGCAGCCACAGAGCCCUGUGCUGCUGCUGCUUGGUUGCUCCUGGGCACACACAUGCACACCUCCCAACAGAAUGGGAGUUGCUUUAAUAGAAGGGAUUGUGUUUUUUGGGAAAUGCGCCGUUGGGCCCCCAUCUGUUUUUGCACUUACACUCGGUGUUACAGCCAUCUGUCUGUCUGACCGUCUGAGUGCCAGCACCUGGCCAGAGGCCACCCUGUGCCUGUGGGGCACAUUCCAGCCAUGGCAGUGAUGCCCAGGCAGCCCUGGGGCUCUGCCCUGCACUCUGUGCCCGAGGGGCAGCAGCGCAGCCUCCUGCCCAACAGGAACUCACCUGGUGCAGCUGCAGGAAGGAGCCUCUGUCACUGAGGGCUUGGACAACUGGUUUGAUUUUCUGCCUCACAGUUGGGCUUUGCUUCUGUUGAUUUUCUGUCAGUGAAGGAACCUAGAAAAUAAAACAUGUAUUUUAAUUUAUUUUACAUUCAGGGCUGGACAGACAAGUCUGUCUGGCGCUUAGUUAUCCAAUAGCUGGUCUGAAACAAUUUCAAAGGCAUCCUUCUGAGUAAGGAGCCCUUUCUCCUUAGAGCAAUAUGUACCUCUAAUUCAGGGAAGAAUUAAGACAUCAAUGAAAAAUCAUGUUUUCCUGAUGUCAAAAAACUCUUAAUUUGUAUAAACUCCGCUGUGGUUUUGCACCCUGAACUGGAUGACAAAGCCACUCUGUCACCCCUCACAAAAUUAAUAAAUCUUUGCUCACAAUAAAAUUUCUCCCCAGAGCAAUAAAA
This is a messenger RNA of Onychostruthus taczanowskii (white-rumped snowfinch), 7427 nucleotides long. RefSeq names its product Ral GTPase activating protein catalytic subunit alpha 2 (gene RALGAPA2). The transcript is spliced from 41 exons. Gene Ontology annotation, molecular function: GTPase activator activity. Bases 49 to 5661 code for a protein of 1870 amino acids. Gene Ontology annotation, biological process: regulation of small GTPase mediated signal transduction; positive regulation of GTPase activity. The record is from RefSeq and is a predicted model, not a curated record. Gene Ontology annotation, cellular component: nucleus; cytoplasm. NCBI's taxonomy places the organism in Eukaryota, Metazoa, Chordata, Aves, Passeriformes, Passeridae.